ACCGCUCAACUCAACAGCUGGAUGCGGAGAGGCAGCUGGAUGCGUUAGAGAGCACCGCUACAUACAACCCAGCGCUUCUCCCCGUAUGUCCAGAAAAGCGUGUGCUCGGCUUGGCUGCUCUCGCUUUCUUAGCGCUGGACUUGAGCGCUUUUUUGCUGGUCCGGUCGGUCAGGGGCGAGAGGGACGAGCGCGGCUGGCUAACGUUAACGCUCUUUUCGGGGAUUCGUGUCUUUAACACUACGGCGGUUACUGAGGAGAACUGGCUAGAGAAACCGCUAACGUUAUUCAGAUAACUUUUUCGUGAGAUAGAGCUUCACUGUAACAGGAACUACACGUUUCUCCGACGUUUUUAACCCUCUUUGGACCGAAGGAUUUGUACACACAGUACAGCAGCUACACUGGGACCGUUACCCCCCAAAACCAGCGAGCUAACGUCAGUUAUAGGUUAACUGGCUAGUCGACGGACAUAUCUGUCUCUCAGGGGGAAACAGACCUCGGGAAGGAGUAAAGUGGCGUGAAGUCCCGUUUCUCCCCUUCUAUCGGUCUCUGUCUCUCCCUCUCUUAACGCUGCAGCAGCGUGGUGGCGAACUGGGAUGGAGCCGUUUGGAUACGGCUAUAGUUAGCUAGCCUGCUAGCCUCGUUUCUGUUUGCAAGGGGCGAAGUUGCAACAUCAACAUCGACGACAGAGAAAAAAAGACUGUCAGGCUGGCAGGAAUGAAGGAAGAGAACUUGUUCCGUCGGCGCUUCUCUUUGUGUCCUACGGCCACCUCCCCUCCUAAAAUUGACCCACGCAUGCUCACUCGUAACCUGUCCUGUGGAGGGGACAAUGAGCUGUACCCGCUCAGCCCAGGCGGGUGUGUGUGUGUACGUGCAUGUGUGUGUUUCGCAGGUGAGUCGGAAAGAAACGGUUUGCCCUUGCUGAGAGAUGAGGUCAGCCCAGCUCAGUCUCCUGGCAGUACCUCAGAAUCAAAGAUGUUCAUAGGUCUGGACAAAGACAGCUCCUCGCCCACUGAAAAACUGGCUAGAAAGGAAUCUCUAAAGGUUCAGAAAAAGAAUUAUCGCCAGGAGAAGAAGAGGGCAGCCAAAGAGUUAUUCAGUGCUCUGAAAGACCCCAGUGUGGUCAUUAUGUCAAACUGGUUGAAGAUCCGGGGUACACUGAAGAGUUGGACAAAGCUGUGGUGUGCUCUGAAGCCUGGGGUUCUCCUGAUCUAUAAAACCCCAAGCUCUGAGCACUGGGUAGGCACCAUCCUUCUGAACGCCUGCAAGUUGAUUGAGCGGCCUUCAAAGAAAGAUGGCUUCUGCUUCAAACUGUACCACCCUUUAGACAAGUCCAUCUGGGCCAUGAAGGGUCCCAAAGGAGAGACAGUUGGCUCUAUCACACAGCCUCUUCCUAGUAAUUACCUGAUCUUUAGAGCUGCGUCUGAGUCUGAUGGCCGAUGCUGGAUGGAUGCAUUGGAGUUGGCCCUCAGCUGCUCCAGCCUGUAUAAACUGACUGCUAAGACCUGCAAGGAUGGGGACCUGAGCAGCUCAUCCGAAUCUUCCCAUAUACUUCAACUUCUGCAGUCUACCGCACUCAACGACCAAGAACUGCUACAGUUGAAUGACUCAAUGCUGGAAAACAACCACAUGGAGAACGACGGCCUUUCUGACAAGUCUGAGAGGGAGGCCCAUGAUGACUCAGAUAAUGCAGCCAAUGAAAAUGGGGGAAGAUUAACUGAGGAGAGUGAUAUGGACCAAUCAGAUGACCUUUCGCCUUGCCUCCAGGCAACAGCCUAUGUUGAACAGGGCCAGGAGGAGAUGGGAGAGCCUGGCGAGGCAUCUCAGGUGGAAACUGUGUCAGAGGAGAAUAAAGGGCUAAUCUGGACACUGCUGAAGCAGCUGAGGCCUGGCAUGGACCUGUCCAAAGUCGUCCUGCCCACCUUCAUCCUGGAGCCUCGUUCCUUUCUGGACAAACUCUCUGACUAUUACUACCACGCCAAUUUCCUUUCCCAGGCCGUCGCAGAGGAAAACCCGUACUGCAGGAUGAAGCAGAUUUUGCGUUGGUACCUUUCAGGCUUUUACAAAAAGCCCAAGGGGCUGAAAAAGCCUUACAACCCCAUCCUUGGGGAGACAUUCCGCUGCUGUUGGCUGCACCCCCAGACUGACAGUUGUACCUUUUACUUAGCAGAGCAAGUGUCUCACCAUCCUCCUAUCUCAGCCUUCUUUGUGAGCAAUAGGAAAGAUGGCUUCUGUAUCAGCGGCAGCAUCCUGGCCAAAUCUAAGUUCUACGGGAACUCUCUGUCAGCUAUACUGGAUGGAAAAGCCAAACUAUUGUUAUUAGGUCGUGAUGAGGAGUAUGUGAUUACCAUGCCAUAUGCUCACUGCAAAGGCAUUUUAUAUGGUACCAUGACUCUGGAGCUUGGAGGAAAGGUGACCAUUGAGUGUGAAAAGACAAAGUACUUUGCAGAACUUGAAUUUAAAUUGAAGCCUUUCCUCGGCAGUUCAUGUAAUGUUAAUCAAAUUUCUGGAAAGAUCCGUAUGGGAGAGGACUUGUUGGCGACAAUAGAUGGACACUGGGAUGGCGAGGUACUGCUCCAUGAAAAGAAGACUGGCCACCAGGAGAUGCUGUGGAAACCCACUGCUGAAGUGCGCAAGCAAAGGCUGAGAAGACAAGUGGUUCAACUAGACCAGCAAGGACCCUUCGAGUCUGAAAGGCUUUGGCAGCAUGUGACCAGUGCAAUUACUACCAAGGAUCAGAACAAAGCUACACAGGAAAAAUUUGUUUUGGAGGAGGCACAGAGGCAGGAGGCACGAGAAAGAGGUGAUCGGCCCUGGAGGCCACACUUCUUCACUCAGAAUCCCGACACCAAUGAGUGGCAGUACAAAUAUGCAGACACUAAGCCAUGGGACCCUGAAUGCUGCCUAAUUCAGUUUGAGAAAGAUGGCAUCAUCCAGACGAAAGAGAGGUGCCGGCGGCAACAUAAUGGCUUUACCUACAGUCAGAACUGGACAAGCCAACAGAAGGGCCAGAUGAAUGGGAAGCACAGGAAGUCAAGCAGUCAGCCAUCCAGCUGCAGUCAGAACACAGAAAGCAGCAGCAGCACACCAGAGCCCACGCAUGAGUCCUCAGACAACGAAGGUUUUGUGAGCCAAUGUGCCAGAUGCAGUAAGGAGAUGAAGGACCUUGCUCUCAUUGAAGCCUCAAUAGCAUCCAUACAGAAAACACAGCAAGACAUUCAGAAGAACCUGAGUGCAUUGAGUCGUCAGCUGGCCCGGCGGACAGAGGACAGUGUGUCUCUGAGUGGCCGCCACUGCCUCGUUCUUUGCAUUCUGGUGCUUUCGCAACUUCUCAUCAACUAUGUCUUCUCUUAAAAGACCAUCACCUAGUUGCUUAGAGACCGACACAUGGCAGUUGUCGCCUAGCAAUAAACACAGCCAAACUACACCACCACACAGCUUCUGAAUGGCCCAUUGACCGUAGCUACACCACCAGGCACUAAGCACUUCAAAAUUGAGAAAGAGACUCCUUUUCUAAAAUCAUGAAAAAGACCGAAAACAAACAAACAAAAAAAAUAAACAACAAAACAUUAGAGUGAAGUGUAAGUGUUGCCCUUUCACUCUUGCUAAUGAACGUGUAAUGUUUUUUAUACUCCUUUGCGAUACUAUUAUUGUGUUUUUGGUCACAUUUCAGGCCCUCUGGGCAGCUAUGGUGUGUGAGUGCGUGAAUAUGCGUGAUAGUGUGUGCGUGUGUGGAUAUAUUUGUCCCCUACUCCACCCCAAAAUAUUGGGCCUUAAUGCUGACGCCAAAUAGAAGAGGACAAGUAGAUGAAUAAUCAGUGGAAGAACUCUCACCAGUGCAAUUCUGUGUGCUUUUGUCCAAAUGUCUGAUCAAACUGAAUAUGACUCAUCUUUAAAAUGAUAAUUUAACCAAACAGUAUAUCUCAGUUGUUAGAAUAUCUGUUUACAUGCUUGUUUCUGUACCCUGCACAUACACGAAAGUAAAUACACAUUGCCAAGCGAUGCAAAUUUUGCUGUUGCAGAUGAAGGAAUGAACAAAUGUCAUGUGUCAGCAUGAAACUACAGUGCAAAAUCAGCCAUAGGCCAGAAUACAGAUCCACAAGGCUGCUGUAGCUAAUGGGUUGGCCAGUCUUUACAGGGUCAUCCAGGACCUUAGGUAUUUAAACUUAUUGGUCCAAUCGGAUUGGAUCGUUUUGGCUUUGAACUGUGGAUGAAGCGCAUGAUUAGAAAUAAGAUGAGGAAGGUUUUGUGAACAAUUCUGUAUAUAUUUGUUUGGAACAAAAUGCCAUUUCAAAUGAAAUCAAGAAUGUAUUUAUUUGAUUUUUUAUUGUUUUAUUUUUGAUUUAUUUCAUACAGUUUUUAAAAUGAUGCAUCACACUCAUUCAGGUUUUCUGGGAGCAAUAUGGUCGCUGUUCUUCCUCAAUGUCUAGGAAACAGGGAGGCAUAGAGCUACAAAGAUGAGCUGCUCUCUCUUGGGCCUCUAUAAAGUAUGUACUGUGGGUGAGCUGAGAGCCCAUUUGUGAUUAAAAUUUGAGCACACAAAUAUUCUAUUUCUUGAUGUAAGAUCAAUGUGCCUGUUCAACUGAAGCAUGUCUCAAAUCAUAAAGCUCUGGAUGCAGGAGCGGAGAGACAGAUGGCUGCGAAUGCUUUGUGUUGUUUUUUUUUACACUUUACAGCACUCUAUAAAACUGUUCUAAAUGAAAAAAACACCAGUUGCUCACAGAUUAUGUCAGUAGUUAUUGCAUAUUGCAGCACUACAGUAAACUUUUACAUUUUGA
This is a messenger RNA of Pygocentrus nattereri (red-bellied piranha), 4775 nucleotides long. RefSeq names its product oxysterol binding protein-like 5 (gene osbpl5). The transcript is spliced from 22 exons. Bases 715 to 3351 code for a protein of 878 amino acids. Gene Ontology annotation, cellular component: membrane; intracellular membrane-bounded organelle; cytosol. Gene Ontology annotation, molecular function: sterol binding. NCBI's taxonomy places the organism in Eukaryota, Metazoa, Chordata, Actinopteri, Characiformes, Serrasalmidae. The record is from RefSeq and is a predicted model, not a curated record. Gene Ontology annotation, biological process: phospholipid transport.